Staurois parvus is the source of this 508-nucleotide messenger RNA. The record is from the annotation of a GenBank genome assembly. NCBI's taxonomy places the organism in Eukaryota, Metazoa, Chordata, Amphibia, Anura, Ranidae.
UCCGGGGAGAGCGGAUAUAGUGAAUGCAGGGUCCGGGGAGAGCGUAUAUAGUGAAUGCAGGGUCCGGGGAGAGCAGAUAUAGUGAAUGCAGGGUCCAGGGAGAGCGGAUAUAGUGAAUGCAGGGUCCGGGGAGAUCAGAUAUAGUGAAUGCAGGGUCCUGGGGAGACCAGAUAUAGUGAAUGCAGGGUCCGGGAGAGCAGAUAUAGUGAAUGCAGGGUCCGUGGAGAGCAGAUAUAGUGAAUGCAGGGUCCGGGGGAGAGCAGAUAUAGUGAAUGCAGGGUCCGGGGAGAGCAGAUAUAGUGAAUGCAGGGGUCCGGGGAGACCAGAUAUAGUGAAUGCAGGGUCCGGGGAGACCAGAUAUAGUGAAUGCAGGGUCCGGAGAGACCAGAUAUAGUGAAUGCAGGGUCCGGGGAGACCAGAUAUAGUGAAUGCAGGGUCCGGGGAGACCAGAUAUAGUGAAUGCAGGGUCCGGGGAGACCAGAUAUAGUGAAUGCAGGGUCCGGGGAGA